Esox lucius (northern pike) is the source of this 1973-nucleotide messenger RNA. RefSeq names its product V-set and immunoglobulin domain-containing protein 1. Gene Ontology annotation, cellular component: plasma membrane. The transcript is spliced from 7 exons. NCBI's taxonomy places the organism in Eukaryota, Metazoa, Chordata, Actinopteri, Esociformes, Esocidae. Gene Ontology annotation, biological process: maintenance of gastrointestinal epithelium; epithelial cell morphogenesis. The record is from RefSeq and is a predicted model, not a curated record. Bases 188 to 1168 code for a protein of 326 amino acids.
UGUCUACAGCACGCAUACAAAAUCAACCGGACCACUUCUAAUUCGUCACUACAAGCUAAUACAGUAAACUUCACCUGGGCGUUGCCUGCUAAACUUCAGAUUAGGUUUUCUUAAGUCAGCGCUAGCUGUACCAGUCUCCACUCAUUUCUUAUCGAAGAAAGAAAUAGGCACCAACAUAUUCUUUAAAAUGUCCUCCACACUGAGAAUGGUGCUGCUGUUCGGCAUGAUGGGUUGUGGUCACUUAAUCACCGUGAUGGUUCCCCAGAGAUACAUAAACGUGACGAAGGGUAAUAGCGCUUUCCUCCAGUGUACGUUCGUAACCACUCAACAGCAGACCAACGACCUCAUGAUCCAAUGGAGUUUUGUUUCCAAAAACAACAUAAUUCCACAGCAGGUGUAUUUCUCUCAAUCAGGAGAAAGCAUUAUUUCUAGUGCUUAUAAAGGCAGGUUGACACCCCCCUCCUCUCCAGCUACUACUAACAACGCUUCAGUAACAAUAAGCAACAUGCAAGUGUCCGACACAGGGUCCUACACAUGCGAAGUCCGCAACUUCCCUGAUGUCAGUGGGAAGACUGAGGCCACCAUCUUUGUCAAAGUCCUUGAGAUCCCUUCUGCGCCUUUCUGUGCUGUCCAUGGUAAUGUGGAAUCUGGUCACCUGGUUACCCUCACCUGCCAUAGUGAGAAGGGAAGCCCCCCUCCGACCUACACCUGGGUCAGGCAGGACAAGAACAAGAAAUUGAUACCCGUGCUGCUUGGGAGCACCAAUCCAACUGAGGGAUCACUGUACAUCAGAAACAUAUCCCAGUUUGAGUUUGGAGAGUACAAGUGCACCGCCUCUAAUACUGUUGGAUCUGCUUCUUGCACGGUGGAGCUCGAACAUGAGUUGGGAGGCGGGAUCAUUGCUGGUGCAGUUAUUGGAGCACUUCUUGGAGCUGUCCUGAUUAUCCUCAUCGUCUGGUAUGUGACACACAUGAUGAAGAAGCAGAAAUACACAGCUACAAAGACCACCGAGAUGCAAGCCGUACCUAAGAGCUCUUCCGUUAUUGCGUAUGAAGACGUCCAUACCAGGGGGAGUGACCAUCAGGGCUCCAUGACCUCCAGAGGGGUUCCCAUGGCAACAGACAGCCACGUCCAUGCUGAUGCUGAUAGAGAGAACGCAGAGGCUUAGGAGAAGCCAGACACACACGACUAGUGGUGACAUCACUGAUCUGAGAAAGAAAACAAUGCUCUUCUGGACGGUACCAUUGCCUUUGUGACACGUUGGUAAAGAGCUAUUUUUGGUUUGUGUAAUAUGUUUUUAUUGUCAAUUUAGUUAAUGCUUCAUGUUCUUUUAAUGAAAUAUAAGAAACAAAAAUUAUUGAAUGCUGACUCUACUGCCUGAAUACUUUUAAUAUGGGGUAAUCCAUGUAUUCCCAAACUAGAUUUUUUUUAUCUAAUUCCCAUUUCAUAUUCAUUGUGACAUUCAAACCAAUGAUGACUCAUUCCUGCUUUUCAGUGAAAGAAAUAAAGAAACAUUUGAUUUUCCAUGACAGAGACAGGUGUUUCAUUGCUAAUGUGGAUAUACACAUUUUCUGGAAUGAUAUUUAGUAAAAGUCUAACAUGUUUGGGCUGUGGUGACUGUAAUGUCUGCCUGUGGUCUUUCUAAGCACUCUGAGAAGAAAAAUAAGAGAGGAGCACAGCCAAUCAACUGUAGACUCUGCUACUUGACCAUAACAGCUCUCUAGUAUUUUCAAAUAAUAUCUAAGAAUGAGCCCAUAGAGAAAUUGAUAGAAAUAUCUGAACAUGAGAAAGGGGUAUGUUGAGGCAUUUUUAUAUUCACCAUCACAAUGUCUAGGGAAAUAUCUGAUUAUUUGUAACUUUUUUCCAUUUUUUAUUAGACACAAAACCAAAAACACAAUGCAAGGAAUCAUACAGAAAGUAAAGCUGUGUGUGUUUUGUUUCUAUAGACAAUAAACAAAUAAACAAUAAACAAA